ACAAUAGCAGAUCUGGCAAGAAUCCUCCUAUAUACACAAUGAAGAAAUAUUUCUGAGCUCUGCAAGUGAUAACUCAAGUGUCACACUUCUUUUCACAGCAACCGAAGGGUAGGAGUCAGGCUGGCUAAAGCUCACAGGACUUUAUAAUGGCUUUAGUGUUUCGAACAGCAAUGCAGUCCGUUGCACUCUUAUUAUCUUUGCUGGGAUGGGUUUUCUCCUGCCUCACCAACUACUUGCCACACUGGAGGAACCUCAACCUGGACCUAAAUGAAAUGGAAAACUGGACCAUGGGGCUGUGGAAAACCUGCGUCAUCCAAGAGGAAGUGGGGAGGCAAUGCAAGGAUUUUGACUCCUUCCUGGCCUUGCCAGCUGAGCUCAGGAUCUCCAGGAUCUUAAUGUUUCUGUCGAAUGGGCUGGGGCUACUGGGCCUGCUGGUCUCCGGCUUUGGCCUGGACUGCCUGAGAAUUGGAGAAAGACAGCAAGGGCUCAAGAAGCGACUGCUCAUCCUGGGAGGAGUCCUGCUCUGGACCUCGGGAGUGACAGCCCUCGUUCCAGUCUCCUGGGUGGCCCACAUGACGGUCCAGGAGUUCUGGGAUGAGACCAUCCCGGAGAUUGUGCCCAGGUGGGAGUUUGGGGAAGCCCUGUUCCUUGGCUGGUUUGCUGGUUUCUGCCUGGUGCUGGGAGGGUGUCUGCUUCACUGUGCAGGCUGCUCCAGCCCAGCUCCUGCAGCUUCGGGCCACUAUGCAGUGGCAGAAAUGCGAGAUCACUGUCAACAACUGGAGAUGAAAUACAGCAACCCAGACUCCUAAGCCCGAGGGAUCACUGGCGUCUGUUCUUCAGUAGGAACUAGCUUGGCACCGGAUGUGGUAGGAUCUCCUGCUAGUCACCCAGCCACUAUGCUUAUAAUGUCCUGAAAUGCAUUUCCCCUCCUGUGGCUAUUAACCUCUUAAAAUACAAUCUUUUUUUUUCCAAGACUAGUAAAUCACUUUUAUUUUCUACUUGGAGAUCAAAACCAAUCAGGACCUAACAUAAUCAGUCAUUACAGUGCAUGGACUUCAAUUUUAAAAUAGGCUGUGAUUGCACAGUGAGAAUUGCUAAAUAAAACUUACGUAUCUCUGAAAGCAUUAUUCUCAUGGAGAUGAAUCGUUUGGUCAAUAGGAAAUGUUACUGUUCACCAUUUACUUCUUUCGAGUGUUUAAGACAACCUAUUAUAAUGAAAUUAAGGUCUCACUGGAUAUUUAAAAUGCAUGACAUCUGAUUAAACUGAAAACUGCUGGCUUCUUUAAGAUUCAGAAGUGAAGAAUAUGGGACACUUCAUCCUUUUUUCAGUCAGAGACCUCAGUGCCUCUAGAGAGCCUUUCCCAAGUCAGCCACAUCCAUUCGUGCCUUCAGGCACAGAAGGGCACCUUGUCUUCUUGAAGAUUAUGAAUGUGUUCCUUUCUGCUUGUGCUCCGAGUU
Messenger RNA from Jaculus jaculus (lesser Egyptian jerboa), 1458 nucleotides. It is a transcript of the gene Cldn22, whose product is annotated as claudin 22. The coding region runs from base 147 to 809 and encodes 220 amino acids. Gene Ontology annotation, biological process: cell adhesion; bicellular tight junction assembly. Gene Ontology annotation, molecular function: structural molecule activity. The record is from RefSeq and is a predicted model, not a curated record. The transcript has a single exon. NCBI's taxonomy places the organism in Eukaryota, Metazoa, Chordata, Mammalia, Rodentia, Dipodidae. Gene Ontology annotation, cellular component: plasma membrane; bicellular tight junction.